CUGUUCCCCCUCACCCUACCCAGCCCUGUGCUUAGCUUGGCUCUUUCCUUCACCCUGCGUCGCUUUGCUUUUGCCCCACCGUCCCCAGACCCCCCUCUGCAAUGCUGCCGCACUGGCAGCUCCAAAUUCCCAAACGGCUGUGAAGCUUCAUGCUUGAUUUUCCAUUUUCUUCCUUUUUUUUUUUUUAAUCUUGGAGAAGUUCGCCCUGUGGAUUACAUGAUUCAGGAAGCCACUGAACGCCAAGUGGAAAUGGAAUAAUCUCAUAAAGGGGACAUUUUCUUUUAGUGGAUGCUGAUUGGAUUCAUAUUGAAGCUGUGAUUUUCCAUCCACUUCUGCAUGAGGAGGCUUUGGUACCAACUCGAAGGAUAAUACCUGAUAUUGUCUCCAUAUCACCAUGGCUGAAGCCACGGGGUCCAAUGGAGCGGCGCCUCCACAGACCAGCUCUCUCAGGUCCAAGGGUCUGGGCCUCCUCGGGAAGCUGAAAAUGUCUGCAGAGCUGCUGAUAGCUGUGGCUGCCCUCCUGUCCUGGGUGGUGGUGGGAGUGGUGAUGUUUGACUUUGUGGAGUACAAGGCUGUCCCCGACGUUCAGCAGAUCAUGACGGACCCCAUUCAAGCUGUAAACGAUGCUGUUGAUGAAGUAUCCAGUCUGCUCAAUAAGUUUCAAGAAUGUGCACCUGAUUUAAGUGACCCCAUGUCCGUUGCCACCUACGCUGCUGAGGAAAUAUCGGAAGCAAAAGAUGGAUUUGUUCGCUAUUUUUCGGAUGAGGAAGGGAACUUCUACUUCAGCUAUGUCGACCCUGUGGUCAUUGGGAGACGAGUUUUCCAUUCAACGAAUGAUUUCAUGGGUGGAAUCGUGGGCUCCUUCAGGGACACACUGUGUGCUGUUGUGGAUACUGUACUGGAUACUAUAUCGGAUAUAAAUACAGGAGAAACUGACCUCAGCUACAUUGACCCUGUGGUCAUAGGCAGAGGCGUCUUCCGUGUUACUAACGAGUUCGUGUGUGGAGUAGUGGGCUACAUCCAGGAUGUGCUCUGUGCCAUCCUGGACACUAUUCUGGAUGUAGUGAAAGGAUCCACAGAUAUUAGCUUCAUGGACCCUGUGGUAAUCGGCAGAGAUGUCUUCAGUGUUACUAAUGACACUGUCAGUGGAAUAGUGGGCUACAUCCAGGACGUACUCUGUGCCAUAUUAGACAAAAUACUGGAUAUUACAAAAGGAACCACUGACGUUAGCUUCAUUGACCCUGUGGUUAUUGGCAGAAAUGUCUUCCAUGUUACUAAUGACUUUGUGAGUGGAAUAGUGGGAUACGUCCAGAGCGUGCUCUGUGCAAUCAUUGAUGUAAUACUGGACACGGCACAAGAUAUCCAGCAUGCUGUGGGAUUCAGCCCCAUUUCAGCUCUGAAGAGAACAGCAGAAAUCACCACAGAACAAAUAAACAUGCUUGUGAGCUACUUCUCCACAAUGCUGAUCGGUGAAGAAGGGAUCAUGUCUGAAGUGUCCAUUGACCCAAUGAAAGUUGUCGAAGACGCCGUGUUGGAGUUUACAGACAAGAAAGAUUUGUUCUUGGCUUACAUGUCGAGCAUGCUUGUUGGCGAUCAAGGUGAACCUGUUGCCACGCCAGUUGUAAAUGUAGUGACUGAAAAAGAUGAAGCUGUAGCAUCCCUGACUGAUAUGAAAUUGGUACAAAGGAAAGGUGAAUUUCUGCCACCUUUUGAAAAAGUUCUCAAAGAGGCAAAGGAAAGGCACGCAAUAAAAGAAGUUAAAGAUGCCAUUAUUAAAGACCUCAAAGCUGUAGAAACUGAAAGAGAGAAGGAAGCCAAACUUGAGGAAACUGUAGAGAUAAAACUAAAAGAAGAAAAGCCAAGGGAGGAAGCCAAACCUCUUGAAAAGAAGCCAAAGCCCAAAGAAGAAGCAAAGCCUUCUAAAGACAAAAAAGAGGUAAAGAAGCCAUCCAAGGAUGAGGCAGAAGUAAAGAAGCCUUCUAAGGAGAAGAAAGAAAUAGCAAAACUAAAAGAGAAGAGGCAAGAGGCAAAACCCCCUAAAGAAAAAAGGGAAGUGAAGAAACCACCUAAAGAACAGAAAGAAGUAAAGAAACCUCCCAAAGAAGAGAAAGAAAUCAAGAAACCACCUAAAGAAGAAAAAGAAGAAAAGAAAGUAAAGAAGCCUCUCAAAGAAGAGACAGAAGUGAAGAAACCUCCCAAAAAAGAAACAGAAAUCAAGCGACCUCCUAAAGAAGAAAAAGAAGCCAGGAGGCCACCUAAAGAAGAAAAAGAAGUCAAGAAACCACCAAAAGAAGAGAAAGAAGUCAGGAGACCACACAGAGAAGACAGAGAAGUCAAGAAACUUCACAAAGAAGAUGAAGAAGUCAAGAAACUGUCUAAAGAAAAGAAAGAAGUCAAGAAACCUCUCAAAGAAGAUGAAGAAGCCAAGAAACCAUCUAAAGAAGAGGCAGAAGUAAAGAAACCACCUAAAGAGGAGAAAGAAGUCAAGAAACCACCCAAAGAAGAGAAAGAUGUCAAGAGACCAUCUAGAGAGGAGAAAGAAGUCAAGAAACCAUCUAAAGAAGAGACAGAAGUAAAGAAACCAACCAAAGAAGAGGCAGGAGUAAAGAAACCACAGAAAGAAGAGAAGGAUACAGAAGGCAAGAAACCACCUAAAGAAGAGAAAGAAGUGAAGAAACCGUCCAAAGAAGAGGACAAAAUCAAGAAACCUACUAAAAAAGAGAAAGAAGUCAAGAAACCACGUAAAGAAGAGAAAGAAGUCAAGAAGCCACCAACAGAAGAAAAAGAAGUGAAGAAACCACCUAAAGAAGAAAAAGAAGUCAAGAAACCAUCCAAAGAAGAGACAGAAGUCAAGAAACCACCUAAAGAAGAGAAAGAAGUGAAGAAACCGUCCAAAGAAGAGGACAAAAUCAAGAAACCUACUAAAGAAGAGAAAGUAGUCAAGAAACCACGUAAAGAAGAGAAAGAAGUCAAGAAACCUCCUAAAGAAGAGAAAGAAUUAAAGAAACCUCCUAAAGAAGAGAAAGAAUUAAAGAAACCACCUAAACUAGAGACAAAAGUCAAGAAACCAUCCAAAGAAGAGAAGGAAACCAAGAAACCACCUAAAGAAGAGAAAGAAGUCAAGAAACCUCCAAAAGAAGAAAAGGAAGUCAAGAAGCCACCUACAGAAGAGAAAGAAGUGAAGAAACCACCUAAAGAAGAGAAAGAAGUAAAGAAACCAUCCAAAGAAGAGGCAGAAGUCAAGAAGCCACUUAAAGAAGAGAGAGAAGUCAAGAAACCUCCUAAAGAAGAAAAAGAAGUCAAGAAACCACCUAAAGAAGAGAUAGAAGCAAAGAAACAUCCCAAAGAAGAGAAAGAUGUGAAGAAGCACCCUAGAGAAGAGAAAGAAGUGACUAAACCACCUAAAGAAGAGAAAGAAGUUAAGAAACCACCUAAAGAAGAGAAGGAAGUCAAGAAACAAUCAAAGGAAGAGGAAGAAAUCAAGAAACCUCCUAAAGAAGAAAAAGAGGUCAAGAUGCCACAUAAAGAACAGGCAGAAAGAGAGAGGUGA
Chelmon rostratus (copperband butterflyfish) is the source of this 3550-nucleotide messenger RNA. Its product is annotated as neurofilament heavy polypeptide-like. Bases 395 to 3550 code for a protein of 1051 amino acids. Lineage: Eukaryota; Metazoa; Chordata; Actinopteri; Chaetodontiformes; Chaetodontidae. The transcript is spliced from 19 exons. The record is from RefSeq and is a predicted model, not a curated record.